AUGCUCCUCAUCGCCGUUUUAACUACUCUCAUAUCGAUUUUAUUCGCCAUUACCAUCUGCUACCUCAACUUUCUUCUUUUGAUCUCAAUAUUCUGGCGCAAAAGAAUCCCUGUAAAUUUGCAUAUGAUGCUGACUUACUGCAGAUUCGGUGUGGACUUGGUUUAUACUAUAGUUCUGUUGAUUCUCAAAAUAUAUUAUAUGCUUACAAGGAUUUCUAAUGACUUUAUCAUCAAAAACUUAUACUUUUUACUUGUAUUUCCAGCUGCAUCAAUUGGGAAUAUAAGAUCAGUACUAACAUUUUUAAUAGCCCUCGAAAGAGUUAUUGCCAUAUAUUUUCCAAUUUUCUUCCACAUUUAUCGACAAAAACUUCCGAAUUUUGUAUUUUUACUCAUAAUCCUAUCCAGUGAACUUUUCAAUCAGUACAUGCUUUUUGGAUAUUGUGGAAAUGUUCUUGAAACACCACUAGAGUGUGUAAAUUACUUUUGUGCUGUUAACAGUUGUUACUACCGCUACUGGUUUUCACAUCAACAAAUAGUUUGCUUUUUGAAUGGAGCUUUCUCGGUCGUUUUAUUUCUUCGGCUUACUUUUUGGAGUUAUUUCUCGGGAACUGAAACGAAUAAGGAUAUUUCGAGAGCCACCCGCAUAGCUCUUCUCGACUUUUUCAUAAUGCUAUUCUUCAAUAUCAUUCCUUUGUACAUCUCUAGUCAUAUUACUGGUGUUAAUUUGGAGAUAUUGGGAUUGUUUAUUGUUCUUAUCAAGACAUUUGGAUUUUUGGUUGAAGGAUUGAUAACCUAUCGAUUUUUAUUUAAUUUGAAAAUUGACUCUGUCAAUGAGGCUACAGUAGUCUCGUAA
This is a messenger RNA of Caenorhabditis elegans, 852 nucleotides long. RefSeq names its product Serpentine Receptor, class BC (Class B-like) (gene srbc-79). NCBI's taxonomy places the organism in Eukaryota, Metazoa, Nematoda, Chromadorea, Rhabditida, Rhabditidae. The record is from RefSeq and is marked reviewed. The transcript is spliced from 2 exons. The coding region runs from base 1 to 852 and encodes 283 amino acids.